Molecule: messenger RNA, 1347 nt
Organism: Oldenlandia corymbosa var. corymbosa
Lineage: Eukaryota; Viridiplantae; Streptophyta; Magnoliopsida; Gentianales; Rubiaceae
Source: the annotation of a GenBank genome assembly
AUGACCGUGGUGAGCGUUGAAUACGCAACCUACCAGUGCAAGAAGGCGAUGAAGAUCGGGCUCUCCCUUUUCCGCAGAAGAUUUAAUUCUUCCAAAUGCAAGACAAUGGCGAAGAUGGCUGUGGCCAGGGUGAAGCUACUGAGGAAUAAGCGGGAAGUGGUGAUUAGGCAGAUGAGGAGGGACAUUGCUAUUUUGCUUGAGAAGAAACAGGAUGCCACUGCUCGAGUUAGGGUCGAACAUGUGAUAAGAGAGCAAAAUAUUAUGGCUGCAAAUGAGUUCGUUGAGCUCUUCUGUGAACUUCUUGUGGCUAGACUCCAAAUAAUUGCAAAGCAAAGGAACUGCCCUCCUGAUUUGAAAGAAGGGAUAUCAAGUUUAAUUUUUGCAGGCCCUCGAUGCUCAGAGAUUCCUGAAUUACUGGGCAUCCGGGAUGUUUUUGAGAAGUUCUAUGGCAAAGAUUUUGUAUCUGCAGCUGUUGAUCUCCGUCCCAAUGCUGGAGUGAAUCGCACGCUUAUUGAAAAGCUUUCAGUCAGAACACCAUCUGGUGAAGUGAAAUUGAAGGUUUUGAAAGAGAUAGCCAAGGAAUACCAGGUUGAUUGGGAUACAACAGAAUCUGAAGCAGAACUUCUCAAGCCUCCAGAAGAGCGUAUUGAAGGAUCAAGUGCUUUCAGGAGUGCAUCCACCUUACCUGUCAAGGCUAGCCAACAUCAACCUGUAACACCUGAAACCCCAACCAACAUGCAUUCAGGUGUUGAAGAAAGAAAUGUCUAUGGCUUUCAAGACUCGGCAUCAGCUGCUGAAGCUGCUGAAAAGUCUGCAAAGGAAGCAAUUGCUGCUGCUGAAGCAGCUGCCUACUUGGCUGGCAAAGAAGCACCUUCAACAGGUUUUCGUCCGAGUGUUAAUAACAUGCAGAAGAGCUUGAAGCGCCGAAACUCUCUAAACAUCAAUUUUUCAAAUGAUGGGCAUAAUACAGCUUACAAUGUGGAUGAUGCAAGGAAGAUUAACAGGAGGCAUAGCUACAUUGUUCCCUCUACUCACUCGGACAUCAAGUUUGAUGAUUCAGAUGGUGACGAAGAAGCUGAAAUGGAAGAAGAACCAGCAUAUCACCAAAGGCACAGCUACAAUGCCACUCCACCAGCUGUACAAUCAGACAUUAAAUUUGAUGAAUCAGAUGUUGAUGAGGAAAUUGAGAUGGAAAGACCAGAGCAGUCACCGCCUAAAAGGGACGCACCUCGACCACCAUUUAUGCAAGUGAAUAAACAAGAAUCGUUUUCUCGGGUUCAUCCUAAGUUACCAGAUUAUGAUACUCUUGCUGCUCGUUUUGAAGCUCUCAAGUACAGGAAGUCCUGA